AUGAAAAGUCGAGCGAAAUUGAAUGCUGGGAGUAGUGAAGUAAAUAAGAAUAUAAAAGAGAGGCAAUCUACUUUUUCUAGAAAAAAACGUAACCUAGAUAAGAUUUUUGAUGUAAAACUGCAGAAAGUUGGAAUAGAAAGUAGAGAAAUUGGCUAUUUAUAUAAUGUGCAAUCUAGUGCCGAGUAUAUAUCAGAAGAAAAUAAUAUUUUGGGAGAUUUAGUGGAUACCAAUAACAAUGAAGAACUAAUAGAAUCCUUUGUUGAGCAUGCCUGUUUAUAUCUUUAUUUUGUAAACAAACGUGGUGAGACUUUCAAGAGCCCUUUUUUUUACAGGCCAUACUUUUUUUUAGAAACAGAUCUUAAUACUAAGAAGCAUUGGUUUAUUAACAACCUAGAGAAUAAAUAUAGAGACGAAGGCUUGGAAGCUGAUAUAGUAGAGAAAGACGAUCUAAACUUAUCAAACCACUUAAUUGGAGAAAAAAAGGAGCUUAUUAAAGUAUCUUUUAAUAAUGUAAAGAAUUUGGUUACUGUUAGAAAUGAGAUUUUACUCUUUAUAAAAGAAAAUAAAAAGAAGAAAAGUGAUAAUAAUCCACUAAGCACAGUAGCUAAACUAGAUGAUUUCAGUCUAAAUAUCAUUGAAAUAUAUGAAUAUGAUAUCUUGUAUUCAGUAAGAGUAUUAAUUGAUAAUAAUAUUUCUAUUGGAAUGUGGUAUGAGGUUAUUCGCUGGACAAAUGAGCUACUUGAACUAAAACUACUUGAGAAAGAUACGUCACAACCUGAUCUAAGGUGCUUGGCUUGGGAUAUAGAGACUACAAAAGAACCUUUAAAAUUUCCAAAUGUAGAAAUAGAUGAAAUAAUGAUGAUUUCAUGUGUAUUUGAAGGGCAAGGGUAUCUAAUAGUUAACAGGAAUAUUGUUUCAAGCGAUAUUAGCGACUUUGAAUACUCUCCAAAACCAGAAUUUACGGCUCCAUUUUCUUGUAUAAAUUGUGAAAAUGAGGAAACAUUGAUUAGAUAUUAUGUUAAGCUAGUACAGAAAUUGAGACCUCAUGUUAUUUCUUCAUAUAAUGGUGAUAAUUUUGACUUCCCAUUUUUAUUUGAAAGAGGCUUGAAAUAUGGUUUGGAUUUGACGGAACAAUGGGGAAUCAUAAGACAAGUAGAACAGAGUGGUGGUAGUGCCAUAGUUGGAAAUUCAAAGACAAACUUUCUUGGCACUAAUAUGCUUCAUUUGGACUGUUUUCGCUGGGUUGAACGCGAUUCAUAUCUCCCAUGUGGCUCAAGAAGUCUUAAGAGUGUUACAAAAGAUAAACUAAGAUAUAACCCCGUAGAGUUGGAUCCAGAGCUAAUGGUUCCAUAUGCUAGAGAAAAUCCAGAAGUAUUAGCUGAAUAUUCAGUAUCUGAUGCAGUAGCAACUUAUUACCUGUAUAAAACAUAUGUUCAUCGCUUUAUUUUUGCUCUUGCUACAAUUAUCCCACUUCCAGGAGAGGAAUUAUUGAGGAGAGGUACUGGAACAUUGUGUGAACAUCUACUUAUGAAGGAAGCAUUUAAAAAGAAUAUAUUAUUCCCUAACAAAAAGAUAAAUGAAUCUAUGGAAUUUCAUGAAAAUAGACCUAUACUAAAUAGUACAUAUGUUGGGGGCACUGUAGAAGCUUUGUGUAGUGGUAUAUUUCGUUCUGAUAUCCCUGAAUUAUUUUGUCUAGAUACUGCAACAUUAGAUAUUUUAAUUAAGGAUUUAGAUUCAACUUUAAAAUUUGGGAUUGAAAAGGCAAACAAAAAAGUAGAAGACUGUACAAAUUAUCAAGAUGUGAAGGAUGAAAUUUUACAAAUAUUGACAAGUUUUAGGGAGAAUAAUAAACUUAGUGUUAAUCCACUUAUUUAUCAUUUAGAUAUUGCUGCAAUGUAUCCCAAUAUUAUUCUUACUAAUAGGUUACAACCAACUGCAAUUGUAUCAGAUGAUCAAUGUCGUAGAUGCACCUUCUAUUCAGAAGCUAAUAAAUGCCAAAGGAUUAUGAAUUGGAGAUGGAAAGGAGAUAUAUUCCCACUUUCAAAGGGAGAGAUGGAUAGAAUAAUUAAAUAUUUAAAAAUAGAAUCUUUUGAUGUGAAUUCAUAUAAGGUAAAAUAUGAUGAUGAUCAAAAUAGUGACAGUGAUCAUUCUAAUUAUGAAGAAAAGUCUGAAAAUCUUGAUAUAACUACUCCUGGAAAUAUGAACUCAAAUAAGGUAUCUAAUAAAUCUAAUGGUCAACGUUCUUGGGAUUCACUUACUGCUAGGCAGCAAUCUGAAAUUCUCAUUCAAAGACUAAAAAAAUAUUGUAGUAAGGUAUAUCGUCGGCAAACAAUUAGCAUUGAAGAAACUAGGUCUUCAAUAGUUUGUCAGCGUGAAAACUCGUUUUAUGUUGACACAGUUCGCUGUUUUAGAGAUCGUAGAUACAUUUACAAAGACAAGAAGAAAGAUGCUGAAGAGAAACUACGUCAAGCAGAAUUAAAAGAAGAUAUAAUAGCAAUAAAAAGUGCUCAAAAUGAAGAGUUACUCUAUGAAUCUUUGCAAUUGGCACACAAGUGUAUUUUAAAUUCAUUUUAUGGAUAUGUUAUGAGAAGAGGUAGUCGUUGGUUUUCAAUGGAAAUGGCUGCAAUAGUAACGUGGCUUGGUGGUAAUGUAAUUCGUGAAGCACGUGUUUUAGUUGAAAAUAUUGGAAAAGUUUUAGAAUUGGAUACUGAUGGUAUUUGGGCCAUUUUACCAAGGGGGUUCCCAGAUGAGAUAACUUUUAGAUUUAAAGAUGAGAGUAAAAAAAAAAUUCAUUAUGUGUGUACUCUUCUAAACCAUCAGGUACACAAAAAUUGGACAAAUGACCAGUAUCUAGAUUUUGAUCCAAUAAGUAAAAAGUAUAUUGCAAAGGUUGAGAAUUCUAUUUAUUUUGAAGUAGAUGGACCAUACAAAUGUUUCUUUAUACCGGCGUCUGAUAAGCAGGAUAAAUUAUUAAAAAAAAGAUAUGCUGUAUAUGGCUUUGAUAACAAGCUAAAAGAACUAAAAGGUUUUGAGUUAAAGCGUAGAGGUGAAUUGCAAUUAAUUAAGAUUUUGCAGGAGGAGAUAUUCCCUGCUUUUCUGCAUGGAAGUAGCAAGGAAGAAGCUUAUGAGUCAGUAGCUAAAACUACUUUGCGAUGGUUAAAUCUAAUAGAAACUAGAGGUAGUGGUAUUUUAGACGACGAACAGCUCUUUUAUUUGAUAUCUGAAACUAAAAAUAUGUCUAAAAGUGUGGAGCAAAUGGGAUCAGCUAAAUCAAUGGCAAUAACGACUGCUAGAAGACUAUUUCAAUUCCUUCAAAAUCCAUCAUAUCUGGUUGAUAAGAACGUGGCUUGUAAGUUCAUUGUAUCUGAAUAUCCAAAAGGGGAAGAUAAGAGUCAAAGAGCUAUUCCACUGUCAAUAUUUUCUGCUCCCUUAGAAAUAAGGGCAUAUUGGUUAUCUAAAUGGUUAAGGUUAACUAAAGUUCCUAUUCAAAAUAAGGAGGAUAAUAACGAAUUACAUGAUCAUGAAUCAAAAGAGCAACUAAAAGGCAAUAUUUCUAACAAUUCUGAAGAAAUUACAAUGAUCGGAAAUAAGAAACUUAAGGAGAGUAAUUGGGAUGUGAGAAAUAUAUUAGACUGGUCAUAUUAUAAAAAAAGAUUAAUUAAUACAAUUUUAAAGAUUGUGAUAAUUCCUGCUAUAUAUCAAGGAGUGAAUAAUCCACUUCCUAGCUUACCAUUACCAACUUGGAUUAAAAAUCAAGCUGAGCUCUCUGGGCCAAACCAACAGAAAAUUUCACAGUAUUUUAGUAUUAAAAAAGUAAAUUCAGAAAGUAUUAGUCAAGAGACAAAUUUAUCCAAACCUCAAUGUCAAAUAACAACUCAGGAAAAGAAUAUAGAUGAGGUUUGUAUAAAUAACAAUGAAAACUCUAAAAUUGAAAAGAGGAACUCAAAUUCAGAUAUGUUGGAAUUAGAAAAGGAGUUUGGCAAGGAAGUGAACUCAAAAAAUGUAAUUCAAGAAUUAGAGAAGACAUCACAUUCUAAUAAAGUCUUACACACAGGAACUUUGUCAAAAUCUGAACGCAGUAAACUUCUGCAGACAAAUUUUAAGGGCUGGUUAAGUUAUCAAACAAAAAGGUGGUUAUUGAAGUACGAAUCACUAAAACAAACUCAAGUUAAAAUUAAUAAAAAACUUGAAAAUAAAAUGGUUAAUACAAGUACUUUACAAUUUAAAAAUAAAUCAAAUCAAAUAAAUAAUAAAGAAGUUAUGUCUAGCUAUACAUUUUUAACAAAGGGGAAUUUGCAAAUAUUAGAUAUAUACCCUUUUAAUACUUCAGAUGGUAAUAAAUAUCAUGGUCAUUAUAAUAUUUUAUUAUACUCUGAAUCAUAUAGGAAAAUGUAUGUUGCUCCAUUUGAAUUUUCACGCAGAUUUUUAGUAGCUUCUUCAGUUCCAAUUAAGCUGGCAGAAGACACUAAAGAUAAACAAUUCAGCUGCAAAAAUAUUACCAGCGAAAAGGAACUUCCAAGAGGUGUAGCAUACAAUUAUCUAAUGGAAGUAGGGAUGUCUGAAAAUUUAUUCAUAGAAUCAAAGUCAUCAUUAAUAUGUGACUCAAAUACUAUUGGAAUAUAUGAGGCAAAUAUACCACUUGAAUUUACAAUUCUCGAGUCUUUAGGUAAUAUUAUUGAAAGUAAUACCCCUAAUCUUGCAAAUUGUGUUAAAGAAAAUGGAAUGAUCCGUGAUAAUAUAUGGAGAACUGAUUUCAACUCAUCUUCAAGGUAUUGUAAGAAUAUUAGUUGGAUUUCUUUAUCAAUAGUAAAUCUUGAUGAUAGAUUAUGCAUACUUCUAAGCGACUGGAAGACAAAAGACUGUUUCGUUUUUAUGGCAGGAGGACAACAAAUAGAAAAUUCAAAGCUACUAGGAGAAUUAUCUAAAGCAAUUAAGUCACUUGAUGUCAAUCUCAAUCCUAAGGAAACUUACUACUUUAAUAAUGCAAAAAUUGCAUUUAAUAACUUGAAUCUUUGUCUGAAUAAAAUUACUAAUACAAGAAGUGAUCCUUGUAUAUUGCUCAUUCACUCUACUUUGUCUAAAAAUGAAGUAUUAAAAUAUAAGGAGAAUUCAGAUUAUAAUAAUUGGCUGAAUUACAAUGGAAGAGAGAUACAAUGCGUCGAGAAAAUGACAGAAAAAGAAACUUUCAAUAUAAUCAGUGUCCCAUUUUUGACAGUAUGGUUAGAUACUCAUGAUGAUAGUGAUUCUAAAAUAUCGCGUUUUGACUGGCAUCAGCAAUCCAUUUUAAUUUGUUUAAAGAAGAUGAAUGAAUAUAUUAGUAAAACUUCAUUAAUAAUUGAAUUAUCAAAGGUACUUAAUGUACCAGUAUUGUAUAUUCUUUAUUAUCGUAUGGACCUUGCAUUCUUUAUAUUUGAUAUAAUAUAUUCUCGUUAUUUACACUCCAAAAACUUAGUUUCAUGGGCUUCUAAUGAUAUUUAUCCUGAUUUAGGACAUCCAAAACUUGUAUCAGCUGCUAAGAAUGAUUGGGAUUUGUUUAGAAUUGGUAGUGAUAUCUCAUCAAACAUAAACUCUGAGAAUGACUUUAUAGAGGUUGUAAAUCCUGGAAUUUACCGUAAUUAUGGUGCACAGCUUGAUUUCCAACAAUGGAUAUUGAUUGAAGCCGUUAGAAAUUGUAUAAUAUUGGCUGAAAUGUUUGACUGCAUAGAAUUUUCAAAUAUUAAGGAUGGAUAUUUACUGAGAAGUACAAGUAACAAGAAGCGCAGAAGUGAAUCUACUUAUAAUAAUAAUUUAACAGCAUUAGAAUAUUUUGGGAAAAAGGAGAAAUCUAGAAACUCAUCUAAUAAUUUUUUAAUUCAGCCUCUUCAUCAUCAUUCCUCUUUAUCAACUCCGAAAGCUUUUUUAUGUUUGAAGGAAACUCUUCAGUAUCUCAGAUAUAUUGUAGAAAAAUCAAUUAGCUCUCAAAAAAGUGAAGAAUCUAUUAUUAACACAAAUAAUAUUCUUUCUGAAUUUAUAAUUAAUGUACAGGAGCAAUUUUACAGGUGGUUAUGCUCUCCUCAGUCUUUAAUGUUUGAUCCGGCACUUGUGAGGAUGACAAAGUCCUAUAGCUCAAAGUUUUUCAAAAUCUUGCAAGAUGAGCUCAGUAAUAUAGAUAUUAAAAUUGUAUAUGGGAAUAUACGCCGAAUUGUUCUGACUACGAAUUUGAAUAGAAUUGAAGAUGAAUCGAGACAAUACUUCAAACAAAUGAUGGAACUAUUGAAUAAUAAGCCAUUAUUUUCUGGUUUGUCUUUAGUUCCCAUCGUUGAAUAUAAAGCUUUGCUACAGAUAGAUAAAAGUAACUAUUUUAGGAGGACAUUGGACCCUGAAAAUCCAUAUGAUAUUCAUCUAAGUAUACUCAAUUAUCUACCUAUUAAUACAAGGCAAUUUAUCCUAGAUGAGAUAUCUGACUUUUUAAUGUUACCAAUAAGAAAGACCCGUGAAAUAUAUCAAUUAAAUCCUCAAUGGAAUGACUCACAAAGACGUGAAUUUCUACUUAACAAAAUUUUAGAUUUAUAUGGUUCAUAUAGUGAAAAAAUACAACACAUCAAUGAGAUUUUACUAAAUCCAGCAUUAAUUAUUAGUAAAUAUGGAAUAAGAGAAUUCUUCGAUCCACUAGAGAAUAUUGACUAUGAAAAUUACGAAAGUAAUAAAGUUGUAAAGAAAAAUAAUCUACCAUUCAUUAUUCAUCCUGGUUACAAAAAUAGUUUGUUGAAUUAUUCGAAUAUGAAUAUUAAUAAUAAUGAAAGUAGUGGAGAUUUUAUCAAAGAAUAUAGCAUAAAUAAAAAUAUUUUUUCUUUUCCUAAUUUUAUUGGGCGUAAGGAUCUGAAUAAUUUGGCUAAUCUUAGAUUAGAUUUUGAGCUUGCUUAUCUAUUUUUGAAUAUAUUUGGUUUAGAUCAAUGCUUUGCACCUGAUGGGUGUCAUAGAAAAGAUUAUGAACACACACGCUAUAUAUUUUGCCAGACUGUAGGCAUUUCUGAAUUUCAUUCACGAAUUCAAGAUGUUUGGCAAGUACCAUUCAAUUCAUUUAUUAUAAAGGACCUUAUAUGUCCUAAUUGUCUUGGAAUUGAUGAUUUAGAUUUGAUUGGUAGUUUAACAUUGGAUGAGGAACUUGGAGUUAGAGAUCUAGACUUGGAUGGAUCAACCAGGAAAUUUAUAAGUUCACUUUACUGGAAAUGUAUAUAUUGUAAUAUACCUAUAGACACACAUAUAAUAGAAGAAAGGCUUAUAAUAGAAUUCUAUGAACGACUUGCUGCUAUACAAUCUCAAGAUGUCGUUUGCAAGCAAUGCAAAGCUGUAAAAGUUGGUAAAUUAUCAAAUAGUAUAUGCUCAUAUUGCAUGGGUGAAUUUACUACAAGACUAUUUAAUCUUGAAGAAUUCAAAGAUUUCUUUUCUAUUAUUAGAAGUAUAGCAGCAUAUUUUGAAAAACGAAAUGAGGAAAAACGAAGUACUAUUAACGAGUUUGAAGCUAUAAUACAAAUUUCAAAGCUUUAUGCAGAUUACAUAUUAUAG
Molecule: messenger RNA, 7545 nt
Organism: Cryptosporidium muris RN66
Lineage: Eukaryota; Apicomplexa; Conoidasida; Eucoccidiorida; Cryptosporidiidae
Product: DNA polymerase epsilon catalytic subunit, putative
Exons: 1
Coding region: 1-7545 (2514 amino acids)
Biological process (GO): leading strand elongation; DNA replication; nucleotide-excision repair, DNA gap filling
Cellular component (GO): nucleus; epsilon DNA polymerase complex
Molecular function (GO): DNA-directed DNA polymerase activity; DNA binding; zinc ion binding
Source: RefSeq, a predicted model, not a curated record